This is a messenger RNA of Phoenix dactylifera (date palm), 4335 nucleotides long. RefSeq names its product Tetratricopeptide repeat (TPR)-like superfamily protein. NCBI's taxonomy places the organism in Eukaryota, Viridiplantae, Streptophyta, Magnoliopsida, Arecales, Arecaceae. Gene Ontology annotation, molecular function: protein binding. The record is from RefSeq and is a predicted model, not a curated record.
GGACCAAAAUUGCAAACCUUCUCUCUUUUCCUCCCAUCCCUUCCUCUCGCCUCGUCCCCCCCUUCGGCCCUUCUUCCUCUACCUCCCCGUUCCCCUCGACCGGCUCAACCCAGGUUGGAUCCGGGUCGGACACGUCGGUGGGUCUGUUUUCCGGAGAUUGGUAACCUACUGGCGGUUCGUGUCGGUCCAUCGGACCCGAACCCGAACCCGACCCGUUUCCAUCUUUCGAGAUUCUAGCCCUUCUGGUUCUCCGCUCCCAUUCUCCCAGUCCUCUCUGAAGCUUGCACACGAGCAGUACUGUGGAUCCCUCGCUUAUUCUUCUUUCAAUCUCCUCCUCUCCUCAAAGAUAUGCCUCCCCAAACUAUGAUUACUUCGUAAUCUAUCAAUCCAUCGGCAAUAGCUUCUUGGAGCAGUUUCCAUGUGGCGGAAGAGCCUUAGGUCAUGGACUCCUCUCCUUCCCGCCGCCUCCUCCUCCUCCUCCUUCUUCCCUCAAUCCCAUCUUCUCCCUCCAUUCAACAGUAUACCCCAUAUUUCUCAAUUUCCCAAGCCCUCCGUCCUCCUUCUCAGGCAAUACCUUCCCAUCAGCAACUCUCUUGUGGCAACCCGUUCCAAUUUCUUCUCCUCAAGCCCUCAGCACAACACCCGAAUCACUUACUCUGCGAAUGAUGAUGACAGCGAAAGGGAUGACCAUGACGAUGAUCUCGGAGCAGCAGAAUCUGCUAAUAAAUUGGAUGGUGAGCUCCUCCAAGAUGUGGAGACGGUCAUGGCCUGUCUUAGGGAUUUUGGAGGGAACAGCGCGGAGGCCAGGAAGAGGCUGGAGCAGUGCAGCGUGCGUGCCUCCCAAGAACUGGUGGUGGAGGUCCUCUCCUCGCUCCGCAACGACUGGGGCCCCGCCUUCACCUUCUUCCUGUGGGCCGGCAAGCAGCCGGGCUAUGCCCACUCCGCCCGCGAGUACAACUGCAUGAUCGCGAUCCUUGGAAAGAUGCGGCGGUUCGACACCGCGUGGACCCUCGUCCAGGAGAUGAAGGGAGGGACCCCUUCAAGGCACGGCCCUUCUCUCGUCACCCGCCAGACCCUGCUGAUCUUGAUCAGGAGGUACUGCGCCGCCCACGAUGUCGGGAGGGCGAUCAAUACCUUCUAUGCGUUCAAGAAAUUUGGAUUCGCACCAGGAAUCGAUGACUUCCAUGGCCUCCUGAGUGCCCUCUGUAGGUACAAGAAUGUGGAGGACGCCGAGCACCUGCUUCUGUGCAACGAGUCCGCAUUCCCCUUCGAGACGAAGAGCUUCAAUAUCGUGCUCAAUGGGUGGUGCAAUAUCAUGGUCUAUCUCCGGGAGGCUAAGAGGUUUUGGAGGGACAUGGAAAACAGAGGCAUCCCCAAGGAUGUUGUGUCGUAUGGGAGUAUGAUCUCUUGCUACUCGAAAGCCAGCAAUCUCACCGAUGUCCUGAAGCUGUAUAAUCAGAUGAGGGAGGUUGGCAUCGAGCCUGAUAUAAAGGUUUAUAAUGCGGUCGUGUAUGCUCUGGCCAAAGGCAAGUGCAUGGGGGAUGCCAAGGGUCUUGUGAAGAAAAUGGAGGAGAAGGGCGUCGCUCCAAAUGCUGUUACUUAUAAUUCUCUCAUUAGACCGCUAUGUAAGGCGCGUCGAGUUGAUGAUGCAAGGCAAGUGUUCGAUGAGAUGCUGCAGAGGGGUCUCACUCCUUCUAUUAGGACUUAUCAUGCAUUCUUUGAUGCCGCGAGGAGUGUAGAUGAGGUGUUUGAGCUGUUGAAUGGAAUGAAGGAAAAGGGAUGCAGCCCGGAGAUUGAAACAUAUAUUAUGCUAACCAGGAAAUUUUGCCGGUGGAGGCAGCAUGACGGCGUCUAUAGGCUGUGGAAUGAGAUGAUUGAGAACGGAUUGAGUCCGGAUAGAAGUGCAUAUAUCGUCUUGAUACAUGGUCUGUUUCUAAAUGGAAAGUUAGAAGAGGCUUCGAGAUAUUAUGAGGAGAUGAAGAUGAAAGGUUUUCUGCCCGAGCCGAAGACUGAGGAGAUGAUUCAAGCAUGGCUUUCUGCCAAAGAAGUUGCUGAACAAUCUACAGUGGUGGAUUUGGGAGGAAAGAGGAUUACUCGGGACCCCUUGGACAAGAAACCCAGGGGUGCCUCUUGGAGAGACUUUCUAAAACAACCUGAAGCAAUAAGUCUUCCAAGGGAUCGGAGCUUCUCUUCUUUUGGUAGCUGAAAUAUUUAUUAUCGUUUCAAAUGAGUAUCCUUCACUCUACAAGGGCACUCUGCUCUUAAGAAAAUCAACCGUUAUACAACCCUCUAUCAGUUCCUGAACCUCUAUGUAUCCUGGCCUGGCGUCUAAAGGUGCAAUCAUAGAUGAUCUUGAAUGUCAUGCAGCAACCAAACUUUGAAAAGUUACAUGAAGCACCAUUGUAAUUCAAGCAUUGUAAAAUCUAGAUGGACAUACAGUGGCUUGUUCUAGUGAGAGACCAAAUGAUGCAAAGAUAGAUAUUUUAUAAUAUUUUCAGGUUUAUGAUUUGGUUUCAGGAAAUUGAAGGUUUUCAUUAUCUUUUGCAUAAGGACUUAUAUAUAAGCCACGAAUAAUCAAGAAUCGAGUGCCUUACUCCCCAAAAAAAGAAUUAAGUGCCUGAACAUUUGAAGCUGCUCAGUAGGCACUCUAUGGCUGUGAUUGGCUUCCAUGAGAAUAAUCAUGAGUUCGCUGAUGGAAAUUUUGGUGAUUUUGCAUAUUCAUCAUCGAAGAGUUUUACAAUGACUGUCACACGAUAGAUUCCUUAUAGAGUUACAAGGUAUGUACAUCAACAAUCUCAUGAGAGAUUAAAUUAUAUAGCUAAUUCAUGCCAUUGGCUUAGCUGGGUAAGUCAGUAGGAAUGUGAGUGUUCGUCUUCUUACCACUGUGUACUAUUGGUUGAGUCUAAGAGGGAUGUAUCGAAGACUAUUGAUGAGAUUUACCAUCAUGCUUGGCAGAGGAUGAAACAAUAGUGUGGAAUCAUGAUUUUCAUUAUCUAUUUCCAAGCGCUCAUCAUGGAGCUGGAGCAUGAAUUUCUUUUACGAUUAUUUAGUGCACAUUGAUUUUGAGAAUGGCACAAUGCACACCACAGAGGCAGCUGAUGUUCUUAUCUGCUGAUUUGACUUAUAAGAAUGUAUUAAUCUCAUCAAGUCCCAUGGUUAACUGUUCUGACCCAUACAUGAAAUUUAUAACUUACUACACAAAAUAUGGGUAAUGAUGGAAACUCAGUUGCAAUGGUGCAGUGGAUUUCAUAUUCUAACUAAUGGACAGACUAAACUUUCAAAACAGAGGCUAGAAAGUUCAUCUCGGUGCUUGAUUUGUGAUUAUGGCACUAAAUAUGAUUCUUUUCUACCUGAAACAGAGGGUGUCUAAUUAUUCUACAAGAUGCUUGCUAGAUUUGUCUCCUUUUGACAUGGUUAGAAGAUUUCAUCUGAAAUAAAGCUGGAAUUCUAUUGAUGACUGAUACGGAGGCCAUUUCAUUUUCCUUAAAUAGAUGCUGUAGCUGGAGUGGACAUUGAUGGCCAAUUUGCUACAUUUCUGAAUGGAAAAUCUUGCCUGGUUCCCUCAGGUUACUAGGAUCCAUCUUUUUUGGUGUUUUUGGUUUGGAAAUUAUCUUGCCACCUUGAAGUUCUUGGUGUUUGUUAAUGGAAACCAAUCAGUAUUCUCAGUCCAAGUUGUCAUUUAGGAUGGGGAGAUCCAGUCACUCCUUUGUUUAUUAUUCAUUAUGUUCUCAUCAGCCAUUUGCAAGGCCGAAAUGGCUAAUCAAAUGAGUUUCAGAUGUUAAUGGUUGGAAAAUCUGCAGCAUGAUGAGAGGUGAUAUUCUAGUUUAUCCUGAUGAUUCUCUAUAAAACCUGAACCUGGAAGGUAUUCAAUUGUUUUCAGUCUCUUAUUGGUAGAAGUACAACAUGGUAAACAAAGUUUGGGGACAUGCAUAGAUAGUCAUAUACAUGGCUGCCUUUUGUUCAUGAAUGUAGAUACAGAAAUUUUUGUGAAAUAAUAUUGGAAUGACAAUGCAUAUUUGAUAGAGAAGAAUAUGGACGCAAAUCAGAUGAGCAAAUAUAUAUCUGAUGUAAACAUACAUGAAUAUGAACAGGAUAGUGAUUUAGGGAAAAGAAGGAUGAAAAUUGAUGAGUUCUGACCCACAGUUAGACAAUAUGUGAUUGUGCCUUUUAGAUGGCUGUUAGAGGCUGUAUUACAAACUUGCUUCAGAUGGCCAUGUAGAUGAGACCAAGGGCCGAUUAAAUACAGCAGAGUGAAGUGUCACAAAGUCCUUUCUACAGCAGUGUGUUCAUGUGAUUUUUUUUUUUUUUGUGUACAUUGCUGAAUGAAUGUUCAGG